Lepisosteus oculatus (spotted gar) is the source of this 1089-nucleotide messenger RNA. RefSeq names its product olfactory receptor 52E8-like. Lineage: Eukaryota; Metazoa; Chordata; Actinopteri; Semionotiformes; Lepisosteidae. Gene Ontology annotation, cellular component: plasma membrane. Gene Ontology annotation, molecular function: olfactory receptor activity; G protein-coupled receptor activity. Gene Ontology annotation, biological process: G protein-coupled receptor signaling pathway. The record is from RefSeq and is a predicted model, not a curated record.
AUGGGAGCAAUAGUAAUCAAUGGAAGUGUUCUCCAAUUUCAGGUGAAUGUAGUACUUGGAGACUGCACUGAAAUCGCAGCAGGGAUGCAGGGAUUCCAAGGUGGAAAUUUCUCCCACACUGAAUUUCUUUUAAUAGGAUUUUAUGAACUUGAAGAGCAACGAUGGCUUCUGUUCUUCCCUUUCUUACUGAUGUUCAUGUUGUCGACUGUCGCAAACUCAGCUCUUAUAUUUGUCAUCAGAACACAGAGGAGUUUGCACUCUCCGAUGUGCGUUUUAAUAGGAGCCAUGGCAUUUGUAGACCUGAGCAUGCCAACAGUUUUCAUCCCCAAAAUGUUGUUAAGCUUCUUAUUCAACUGGAAUGGCAUUUCUCUAUUGGGUUGUCUGAUCCAAAUGUUUUUUGUUCAUUUUGUUGGCUCGUUCCAAUCAUCCAUUCUCCUCUGGAUGGCUCUGGAUCGGUAUGCUGCCAUAUGCAUUCCUCUGCGCUAUAAUGACUUCAUGAACCUUUCUAAUUUUCUAAAGUUUACUGUUGUAACUAUUCUCAGAAAUUGUACCUUUGUUGUGAUCGUUGUCGUCCUUGCUGGUAACCUUCCUUAUUGCUCCUCAAAUGUCAUUGAUCACUGUUUCUGUGAGCACAUGGCACUGGUAAGUAUGGCCUGUGGAAGCACAGUCACAAAUAGCAUUGUGGGGUUGGUAGCGGUUUUCUGUAUAACAACUGUUGAUUGUGUGUGUAUUGUUAUUUCAUAUGUCAAAAUUUUUUAUUCUAUCUUUAUAAAAGCAUCAGGAAAAUCUUCCCGAAAGGCAAUCCACACAUGUACUACACAUAUAAUAGUCAUGUGUGUGAGUUAUACCUGUACCAUUACAGCCUAUUUAUCGUACAGAGUUAAGAACUCCAUCCCCCCAAACAUUCGUGUCUUAAUUAGUAUAAUACACAUUCUUAUUCCCUGUUGUUUCAAUCCAAUUAUUUACGGUCUCAGAACAAAAGAGAUUAGAGAACAGCUAGUGAAACUUGUUCAGGCUCUAAGAAUUGGUCAGACCUCUGUUAAAGUGUCCAGUGUAACAUACAAUUCACAUGAAAAGACUGGGGAAUGA